Porites evermanni is the source of this 1036-nucleotide messenger RNA. Lineage: Eukaryota; Metazoa; Cnidaria; Anthozoa; Scleractinia; Poritidae. The record is from the annotation of a GenBank genome assembly.
AUGCGUUAUUCUUGCUUGCUAACAGUUACGCCGGGGUUUCACAAGCCAAUACAAGUUGUUAACGUGACGGUUAAGAAAGGAGAUAACGCUUCACUCGAGUGUGCGGCCCAAGGGUUUCCUCUUCAUGUUGAAUGGAAGGUUCAGAAGGACCGUGAGGACUUCGUACGACCUUGCAUAACCAGUAAGAUAAAAAUAUCUUUUCUUGCCAUCUAUAUUUAAUUAUUUUAGUGGCAAGUGAAUACCCUGGGUGAGUUUAAAUACAAUAAUAAAGCACUUCAACAAUCAUUUCCACCCCUCCCAUCCCCGUCUCCCAUUGCUAUUCCAGUCCGUUGUAAGGUGGUGACUAAAUAUAUGCCUUGAUUUGAUAAUAACGUGUCAAAAUCUAUUCGAUAUGCAUGACUAUAAUCUUUUUACCUGCGUGGACAACUUAAGUUUCUAAGAUAUUAAUGUGUAUUCCAAAGAGAAUCAUUAAUUCUUACUCAUUCAUUUUAUUUUACGUAAGAUGGCUCAGAUGGAAAAUACCAUGUUCAUCGCAGCGGCGUACUGAAUAUAACUGACGUGCGGAACUCUGAUCUUGGAUCAUAUUUUUGUUGCCUUCCCUCUAACUGCUCAGAUAAUGUUCAAGACAACUGCCAGCGAUUUGUUCUUCGAGGUAAUGGCCAUCAGCUUUUAUGAAAAUUAUGCUGGUUAAUCACAAUCAACGAAGAUCCUUUGUCUCCGAGUUAAUGCCCAAACUUAAUUUGGGAAACCUUGUGCGACAAAAAACCAAUUUUUAAAUUCUUAAUAAUAAUAUAGAACGUCAGUUAAAAGGGAAAACGAUGAAAGAGCCUUCCUUCUUUCACCAUAUUUCUUGAAUAUUUUAGGACCAGAUUCAAUUCCAGUUGUAAAAGGAUGCGAAGGGAAUUCCUUGUUGCCAUGGAUAAUAGCGGUAGCUGUGGAAGGGGUAUUGCUUGUUGUGUCGAUUGCCGCUGACGUAAUGUUGGCAAUAAAAGUACGCAAGAUGCGGGCCAAAGAAGGUACUGCUUGCCAGAACUAA